AUGAUCAGUGAUGAGUAGAGGAUUUAUAAGCCUCAUGGAAUACACCAACUUGUCAUAUCUGAACCCAAGGACAGUCAUUCUGAUUGGCAUCCCUGGACUAGAAAACGUGCAGUUUUGGAUCGGCUUUCCCUUCUUUUUUGUGUGUCUGGUGGCUUUGCUGGGAAACAUCUUCCUGCUAAUCAUCAUCCCUACCGAGCGCAGUCUACACCAACCCAUGUAUAUUUUCCUGGCAGUACUGGCGGCUACUGACCUUGGUCUCUGCAUAGCUAUUGCUCCUAAGAUGUUGGCCGUCUUCUGGUUUGGUUCAUGCUCCAUGGCAUUUGAUGCUUGCCUCACUCAGCUCUUCUUCAUUCAUGCCUUGCAGGGAAUGGAAUCUGGCAUCCUGCUGGCCAUGGCCUUUGAUCGCUAUGUGGCCAUCUGUGAUCCUCUGAGACACACAUCCAUCCUCACAUCUUUCUUUCUAUUUCGAGUGGUUCUAAUGGUGGCAAUUCGGGCCACUGUGCUUGUUGGUGUUUUACCCAUUCUACUCAAGCGACUGCAAUGGUUCCACUCUGUGGUUAUUGUCCAUUCUUACUGUGAGCACAUGGCUGUAGUCAAACUGGUGGCAGAAGAUGUCCAUAUUAACAAAUCAUAUGGGCUCUUUGUGGCUUUCGCAAUUCUGGGAUUUGAUAUGAUAUUUGUUUUCAUCUCCUACAUUAUGAUUUUCCAAGCUGUUUUUCGCCUUUCCCAGAAAGAGGCACGAAGCAAAGCAUUCAACACUUGCACAGCUCAUAUUGUUGUUUUCCUGGAGUUUUAUAUCCUUGCUUUUUUUUCCUUUUUCAGUCACCGUUUUGGCCAUGUAUCACCCUAUGCCCACAUCCUAUUGUCUACCAUCUAUCUGCUUCUCCCCCCUGCCCUUAACCCCAUUGUCUAUGGUGCAAAAACCAAGGAGAUUCGCAGACGGGUUGCUCAAGUUUUUAUUCUGAACCCUAAUACCCAACAAUGAUCUGAAAAGCAUUGUGUCAGAAGAAAACCGUACAAUUGUCUUUAUAGGGUUUAAAC
Molecule: messenger RNA, 1041 nt
Organism: Nannospalax galili (Upper Galilee mountains blind mole rat)
Lineage: Eukaryota; Metazoa; Chordata; Mammalia; Rodentia; Spalacidae
Product: olfactory receptor 52A1-like
Exons: 1
Coding region: 11-985 (324 amino acids)
Biological process (GO): G protein-coupled receptor signaling pathway
Cellular component (GO): membrane
Molecular function (GO): olfactory receptor activity; G protein-coupled receptor activity
Source: RefSeq, a predicted model, not a curated record